AUGGAAGUCAUGGCACUGCAUGUGGAUCCUACAGGCUCGCCCGCCUCAGCAUCAAUCCCAACCCCAGGCACAGCUCAAAGAACCGAGAAAAAUGAGUUGAAUAAACUUGCUCAGCCAUCAAUUCAAACCAAGAAAUACCUCCACCGCAUAUCUCUUCACCCAACACUAACCCCCUACCGACGGCGCGUUUACCGCGUCCUUCUAUCCGUACCGUCGGGUCGCUGGACUACAUACUCAGCCAUGGCAACUUUUCUAGGUUCCAGUGCGCGGGCGGUGGGUAAUGCAAUGCGAACCAAUCCAUUUGCGCCCGAGGUCCCAUGCCAUCGGGUUCUCGCGGCGAAUGGGACGCUUGGUGGGUAUAAGGGAGAAUGGAAGGUUGAUGGGCAUAAAGCUGGGGGUGGCUUUUGCGAGGAGAAACGUCUGAGACUCGAAGAGGAGGGGGUCGUUUUUGUUGAUGGAAAAGUCAGCGGUGUCUGUUUCAAAGAAUUUGUCGAUCUUGGACAGAAGUGA
Molecule: messenger RNA, 510 nt
Organism: Penicillium brevicompactum
Lineage: Eukaryota; Fungi; Ascomycota; Eurotiomycetes; Eurotiales; Aspergillaceae
Product: MGMT family protein
Exons: 1
Coding region: 1-510 (169 amino acids)
Biological process (GO): DNA repair
Molecular function (GO): methylated-DNA-[protein]-cysteine S-methyltransferase activity
Source: RefSeq, a predicted model, not a curated record